UCGACACAUAUACAAUUACACGACUGUAUGAUACUGAAGAGAUGUUCCUUGUACGAUAGGAUCUUUGAGUUUUUAUUUACCUACCUAUUGUGAUGUGAGUCUGACAGCAUUUGACAAUUAGCAUCGCCCAACUACCAAAAGCCAAAGUAUAAUCAAGUAUUCAAGAAUCAAGUGUCAUUCAAAACUGCGUUGGCAUUCUAAUCAUUCGAUUAUUAUUAAAUUACAUUAGAAAAUACCAUAACGCCUUAUGUUAUUGACGAUUUAACUUGUUUUUGGAGAGUCAUAGUAUAGCGUUUUGACUCUUGCACCAAUGAAAUGCAAUAUACGUGAACUUGCUCUUCUGAGCGAUAAACCUUGUGUGUUAGAAGGAAGAUUAAACUACAAAAAGGUUUCAAAUGGAAGUUACCGAAAUCAAGCAGUUUUUAAGGAGAGGUGGUUUCGACUUAUUAACAAUUUUUUGUUUUAUUUUAAAAUAAGUGAAAUGGGAAAGUUCGAUACUAGAAAUCCUGCUGGAAUGUUUGUUUUAGAAAACUCUUCAAUACAAAUGGAACAUGGACAAAGUAUAUCAUUUUCAUUUUCUAUAUCAUUUAUAGAUGAGCCAGAAAAAAAACAUAUAUUUGCUGCUCGUAGUGAAGAUAAUGUAGUUCAAUGGGUUAUGAAGCUACGCCAAUGUUCUUAUGAGUAUUUAAGAAAUCGACUUCAUACUCUGCAAUCGAAAAUAUUUUCUAUUACUGGCAAGGAUCCUCUUUUGUUAGUGCCAAGAAAUGAUGGUGCUUGUUUAUGGGCUCCGGCUGAACCAUUUUCAACUGUUCCUGCUUGUACAUUGAACACUACUUCAUUUAGUUGUCAUCUUCAUACCAAUGGUGCCUUCACACUUGAACGAAGUAAAUCUGAUGUACAAGCAUAUAAACAUUUACAUGCAGAGUAUAUGAAUAAAACCACUUUUUAUGUAAGUGAGUCCAAACAGGAAGAGGCCAAGGUGGACCAAAGUUAUACUCUAGAAAAAAGUAAAACAUCAUCAAUCUUAGCUGAUAAUUUAAAUCCUAUUGAUAUAUCAAUUUUUGACAAUCGUCCUGCAUUUUCUCGUGCAGCUCCAAGUCCCCCGGUGCGAAAGAAGUUGUCACCAGGAACCAGACACAUUGAAUUAAACAAAGAAGUUAAGUUGUUUACAGAUAAAGGUAAAAAUUUAGGACAAAUGGGAAUUUUAGAUGUACCAGUACCACCAAAAAGAAAAAUGUCACCAAAACCUGUAGAUACCAGUAGUGUGGAUAAGAACAAUGUUUAUCAUAGUACAGACAUUAUUCAAGAUAAAGCUAGUGAAGACCUUAUUAAAUUUUAAUUGUUUCUGUAUCUGUAACAGUUGCAUUCAUCCCACCAAGUAUUUUUUAGAAAACUAUUGCCUCCAACAAGUGAUAGUUGAUACAUAGUAUUCCUAUUUUUAUAUAAAUGAAUAACAUGUUUUUUACAUUGUGAUAUGAGUAUUUGUGUAGUGUGUCGCUUUAAGAAAUAUAACAUAUUUCUAUAAUUAAAAAUAUACAGUAAAGUGAGAAACAACAUUGAAGACAUUUUAAGUUAUAAACUCGGGCUAAUAUUUUUUAAAUAUGUUUAGAACAUAAUUGAGUAUAUUAAAAAUUAUAAUACAAUUUGAAACCUCGAGUAUACAAAUACCAUUAUGUUC
Molecule: messenger RNA, 1678 nt
Organism: Nymphalis io (European peacock)
Lineage: Eukaryota; Metazoa; Arthropoda; Insecta; Lepidoptera; Nymphalidae
Exons: 5
Coding region: 311-1339 (342 amino acids)
Biological process (GO): endosome organization; retrograde transport, endosome to Golgi; receptor recycling
Cellular component (GO): trans-Golgi network; early endosome; recycling endosome
Source: RefSeq, a predicted model, not a curated record